AUGGCAAGUUCAAGAGCGAUAGGUGCUGCAUUCUUGAUCUUACUUAUUCUAGACCUCAGUUUUGCUGCUAUGUCACCGAAGGCAAUAAGCAAAGGAGGUGGUGGAGGAGGCGGAGGAGGAAGGGGAGGUGGUGGUGGUGUUUCAGCAUCAGAACAUGGAUCAGGCUCUGGUAACGGUUCAGGAUAUGGGUCUGGGGGUGGAGAGGGAUAUGGUGGCGGCCGUGGAGGAGGAGGUGGAGGUGGAGGUGGAGGCGGAGGCGGAGGUGGUGGUAGGGGGUCAGGUAGUGGAUAUGGGUCUGGCAGUGGCUCAGGCUAUGGGUCUGGUGGUGGAAUAGGAGGAAGUGGAGGUGGUGGUGGUGGAAGAGGUGAAGGAGGAGGAGGAGGAGGUAGAGGGUCUGGGUCAGGAAGUGGGUCAGGUUAUGGAAGUGGAAGCGGGUCAGGACAUGGAAGUGGCGGUGGCAGCGGCAGGGCUGGAGGAGGAGGAUCUGGCUCUGGUUCUGGCUAUGGCAGUGGUUCAGGUUAUGGGGAGGGCUAUGGGUCAGGAUAUGGAGGGGACAGUGAUGGGCCAAAAUAUCAGAUGAAACAGUGCUUUGAGAUGCUUAGAGGUUGGCACUACACAUUAAUAAAUGAAGAUCAGAAUACAAUUUCAAACUCCUUACACAUGAGCGGGCGGCAUGUAAACGUAAAUGUGAAUAAUGACGACUUUGGAAAAAACCGGAAGCACUCUUUAACUCUUUCAAAACAUCUUGGGUGCUAUCAAGAGCAAGUUGACAAUAUGGAGUAA
This is a messenger RNA of Dovyalis caffra, 783 nucleotides long. NCBI's taxonomy places the organism in Eukaryota, Viridiplantae, Streptophyta, Magnoliopsida, Malpighiales, Salicaceae. The record is from the annotation of a GenBank genome assembly.